AUGUCGGCGUCCUGUCGGGGCCGCUUCCGCGCAGCACUGCGGUCGCGUUUCAAAGAUUCCUCACUAUCCUUGUCUCCUGCAGCAUUUCCCUCGCCGCCUUGCUUCCCGCCGGCUGCGGCGCCUUGUACUUCUUCUUCCUUUCCGCACUCGUGUGCGUCGUUUCACCCUUGCUUUCCUCCGUCUUGUCACUCUGCCGCUGUGUCUCCUCCGAGCACCGGUCAGCCUGCUUUGCCUUUGACUUGCUGUCUUGCCUGCCCGUCCUGGCCGGCUUUCUGGGGCUUCCUGUCGUACUCGGGUCUCCCUCGGCCCCCUCUGUUCUCUGGGUUUGCUCAGGGGCCUCCCGCCGGCGCCUCGACUUCCUCUGGGCUGUCGCCGUCUGUCUCAGCCCCUUUGUCGCUUUCCUUGUCUCUUUCCGAGCCGUCUGCCGCCUGCGUUGUGGCUGCGCGUUUCGCUCCGCCUUCGCGCUUCUCCUCGCUCACUCGGGCUGGCCAUCGCCCGUCGGCUGCUGCGCUCUCGGGGCCUGAGGCGGCGGCGCGUCUCCGCCGCCUCGCCUUUCCUGAGGAAACGCCUUAUGUGGUGGAGGGGAUAAGCAGUAAUGCGCAGGGUUUGGAGCCCAGAGGUGGGUCGCCUGUGUCUUUUUUGGGGGCGAAGGACACUUCAGAUGCAUCGAGACUCUCGCCUUCUGCUGGCGGGUCGCCUGCCUCCCCCCCGGUGUCGGAGGCGCAGGUAGCGGCGCUUCUCUCGCGGUGCCUGGCGGACCGACACAGCCUGCAGGGAGAGGACGUUCUGUCGCUGCUGCAAACGACUCUCCGUCUCCGCGUCUCCUCCCGGCAGCUGCUCUGCGCCUUGGCUGAGGAGCUCGAGUUUCGGCUGAUUCGACCGCUGAGCCUAGAUAGCUUGUGCGCGGUGUUGAGCGCCUACAGCUUCUUCUUCCCUGGGUCGAUUCACCUCAGCGCCGCCCGCAGGAGCCCCGAGCCGCCGCCGCAAGUCUCCCGCAUGCUGGCGCUUCUGAAGCGAGAAAUGGCGGCGAGACUCGAGCAGCGCAGCCGCAAGAGGCAGUCCACACAAGAACGAGGAAGCGGGCACUCUGCAGGCGAGACGCCUACACAGAGAGAGCAGGGAGGCGCGGCAGCGUGCGCAAGUGAAGGCGCGAGGACGCGAGGCGGGAGGCGAAGCGUCGAAGCGAGGGGGGAAGUGCCCAGCCACGCUGCGAAGAGAAGCAGCCUCGAGGCAGCGCUCGCUGCCCUGGCGCGGCUGGGCUCCGGCAAGCAGAGUGCAGGUACCCUCGCGGCUGAGCUGCAGAGAGAACUCUGUGAGCUGAUGGACAUCGAUCGUCUUGCUUUCGCAGAGACAGAAGGCGCCCAGAGAUUGCCCUCCAGCGACGAGAAAAGGACGCAGGCGGAGGGUGGUGCAGCGCCGCCCGAGACGCCGCGAGCAUCUGCGCCCUCCACGAGCCCUGUCCCCCGCCCCAAUCCGCGCGCGCGGCCGCCGUCUGGCCUGUCUACGCGGGUGGUCACUUCCGCGUCAUUCGGCGCAUCUUCUUCGCGAGUGUGCGCCUCGACGGCUGUCUCCGCCUCUGCGGCGCCUCAGCGGGCCGCCGAGCCAGCCGCGGUGCUGCGAGAGAGAGGCGCCCUGGCGGCUGCGCUCGCGACCCUGCGGACGGCCAGCCCUGGCCUCGUGCGGCGCCUCGUGGAGGACGUUUCAGCUGCUCUGGAUCGCCUCGGGGGGCGCGUGGAAGCAGAGAGGCCCUUCGCCGCUCCUGCGCAUAUACUAGCUUCCUCUGCUGCGACUUCCGCGACUUCUGCGGCGUCGCCAGCGCAAGCUGUCCCUGAGCGAGAGGGUCGCGACGCGAAGGAAGACACAAAGGAGACGAUGCAGAUCGCCGCCAGGUCGUUGCAGGCUGUGCUGAAGCUCUGCUCGGAGAACGGGUACCGCGCGGAGCCCCUGCGCGCGUCUCUGUGGAGACUCGAAGAGCCCUCGCAGGCGCUCGGACAGUCGCUAUCGCCGGCGGAGUUGCUUCGGCUCCUCUCGGCGCUCUGCGAGGAAGACGUGAAGAAAAGCGUGCUGCGUAGUUGGAGCGACGCCGCAGAGAGCCAGCAGCUGUGCACCGGAGUAGAGGACGACGCGGCACGCUCGAGGGCGUCGCAGCCUGAGCUCCUGGAAGGGCCUUUCGUCCUCUUCACGCUUCGCGCUUUACCCUCCCUCGCAGCCGCCAGCGACGACGCCUUUGACGAGCUCUCGCCUCGCGGCCUGCUCCUGCUCCUGGCGCUUCUCCCCAAGUUGAACAGAGACCUCCAGGUUCGCGCGCGCUGGGCCGCGCCCGGGUCCUCUGAAUCCUCGUUGCCCAGAGCGCUGGACGCGACCGCGGGCGCGCGGCUGCCGGCCCCGCUCACCAGCGCCUUCGCGCCUGUCGCGUCUGCCGCGCGGCUACCGCAGGGCGAGCAGGAGGAGGAAGCUUGCGAGGGACUAGACGAACGCGUCGAAGAGACGCUUCAAGAAUUCGGGGAAGCGCUCGCUCGCGCCGCCGUCGCCAAAGCCGCGGACUGCACACCGGCGGAUCUGCUCCUGGGCCUGGCCGCUGUCGAACAGCUCGAGAGGCACCGGAGCGGCUUGUUUUUCUCUGGAGCUCGCUGGCGGUCGACGCCGUCCUUCUCCUUCGUCGCCGACUGCUUCCUCCGGUCUCUGCUGCGAAGAUGGAAAGCUGCCAGGGGCAAGCCCCUGCUUCCAAACGCCUCGCAACGAGCGCGGCUCGCGGAUCUGCUGACUCAGCUAGGCCUUCGCGAGAAGGCUGGGGCCCUGCUGGACGCGCUGACGGACGCGCGCGGGUCGGCGGAGUCCGGCGCGAGGGCGUCGAGGAGUCGCUCGGCGCCGCGCGGCCGUGCGCAUGACCGCCGCGAAGACGACGCUGCGUCCGAUGACGACGAGGGCGCGGCAGAGGAGGCGAGCCGCGGAAAAGCCGACUGCGACCGGCGUCCUCUCGGCCUUCGGACCGAAGUCGCUGUUUCAGACGAGCAGCGGAGACGCAACCUGGGGCUGCUGGAUCGCUCCUCUCUCCCCUUUCUGGACGAGGACUUCACGCGGCCAGGCCUCUCGCAGGCGUCUCGGGGCGCCUUGCGCAGAGAAGCGACCGCCAAACGGGGCGGCGCGCGGACCGACACGGAGGAGGCGCGCGCGGCGAAGGGAGAGGAGGCGAGGACGGCGGCGGAAGAGGGUGACGACGAGGCGGAAGAAGGCGCAUGGGAGAGCCCCUUCCGCGCUGCGCGGAUGCUUGUAAGGGACCGGGACGAAGAAGGACGCGUCUUGUCUCUUCUCGGCGAGUCGCUAGUUGCCGGCGUCGAGCCGCCGGGGAUGAGGAAGAGUGCGAGGUUCCCUUCUACAGAUGCGUUUUCGGCCGCUGCGGAUGCCGCGCUCUCCCCUCCGGGGCGGCCUGCACGGUCUGGCAUCGCCGCAAAGGAAGCGCGGCCCUUUGCGCCCGACAGCUUCUUCAGCUGCGACGCGGAAGACAGAGAAGAAGAGGGCGAGUUCUCGUUUCGGUCGUCGUCGUUUCUCUUCGCAGACGAGGGCUCAGAGGCGUUUCAGACGUCCUCAACUGCCACGAAAGGCGGCAGGGCAGGCGCGUCGCAGCAGGCCAUCGCCGAGACGCGUAGCCUCGUAGACCAGGCUGGAGCGUCCUCGCAAAAUGCCUCCACAAAAGGCCACGGACCGAACUCCCAGCGGAAGGGGCACCAGUGGUGGGAGGCCUCCGCCGAGAACGCGGGCGAGCGCGGAAAAGGACGCGCAGAGUAA
Molecule: messenger RNA, 3786 nt
Organism: Besnoitia besnoiti
Lineage: Eukaryota; Apicomplexa; Conoidasida; Eucoccidiorida; Sarcocystidae
Exons: 5
Coding region: 1-3786 (1261 amino acids)
Source: RefSeq, a predicted model, not a curated record